AACUCCAUCAUCAAUGGUUGCACACCGAGUCGUAAAAUUUGCCCGCGUGCCGGUUGCAUAGUUCACGCGUGCAGUAACGGAAAUUGUGUUUCAUCUGCGUUUCUUUGGAUUACACUUGGGUUACAGAUCGAAGAUAUCUCCUUGUGAAGGAAAUAUUAUCACUUUGGAAGGCGAUCAAGAUGGCGGAUCUCUCCGAGGAAAUGCCGAUCAAGGACGCCGCGACGGCUAUCUCUCAAGGCAAACGUCACCUUCUGGUGCGCGACUACAACUUGGCGGUGGUCGUCCUAGCCCAGGCCUGUGAACUGCAUGCUCAGGAACACGGAGAGACCGGCGACGAGAUGGGUGAGCUCUAUUUACUUUACGGACGAGCCCUUCUAGGUCUGGCACGCGAGGAGGCGGGUGUUCUGGGAGGCGGUGUUCCCGGAUCUGAAGAAGUCAGUCAAGAUGAGCAAGGUGAAGAGGAGGAAGAGGAAGAAAGCGAGGAGGGAGCUGAAGGUACCACAGGAAAUAGCCCUAGCACAUCGAGUAGCAAAGAUGACAAGCAAGAACCCGAAACGGAAAAAGAGGAUGAAAAUCCAAAAGACACAAGUGUUGAGAAGGACGAGAAAACGGAAGAAUCCAAUAAAGCAACGGUAGAUAGCAAAGAAAAAAUUGAGAAAAACAGCGUGCAGAAGGAAGAAAUUCCCGGUUGCAGUCGAGAUCUCGAUUUGCGCAACGGCGAAGCUUCUACUAGUAGAAAAAGGGACGAAGAAGACGGGGAUGAGGCAGAAGAGGAAGACGUUGAGAAAGAAAACGAGGAGGAAGACGUCAACAAUUUACAGAUCGCUUGGGAAGUCUUGGAACUGGCAAAAUUGGUGCUACUCAAACGCGGACCUCAGGGUUGGAAAUCUCUAGCUGAGGCUUAUCGACUUCUGGGUGAGGUGGCGAUGGAAGGUGGCAAUCACGAAAGUGCGCUGACCGAUUUCAAGGGCUGCUUGAAUCUGUUGGAGAAGAUAACUCCACGCGACCAUCGUGCGAUCGCCGAGAUCCACUAUCAGCUCGGACUGGCGUAUGCGAUGGCGAAUAAUUUCGACGCCAGCAUCGAACAGUUCAACCAGGCAUCCGCGCUACUGGAAGCGAAGAUCGUACAUCUGAAGACGGUGAAGGACGACUCAUCCCAGUCCGACGAUCCCUUCUAUACUGUCGAAGGGGAAAUCAAGGAACUGCAGGAUCUUCUGCCAGAAAUCCAGGAGAAAAUCACGGAUAUCAAGGAUAUGAAGAAGGAAGCCGGUGUGCUUAAGGAGAUAAAGGAGGAGAGAAUGAAUGGAUGCUCUAACGCCGGUGAAACAAAUGAGGCUUCCGGAAGUGGUAGUGCGUCUAAACCUGCAAGCGAUAUUUCGCAUUUGGUAAGGAAGAAACGCAAGGCAGAGGACGAUGAGACUUCAUCUCCUUGCAAAAAACCAACACAGGAAAAAGAGGCGUGAAAAGUACAAGUACGUCUGAUUAUAUGCUGAGCAGAAUAAUCUGGACUAUAAACUCAAAAAUGUUGAUAUUUUCUUUAUAACAUAGACAAAUAGUAUUUGUUGAUGUGUAAAAAAUGAUGUUUUCUACAAAAGUGAUAAACCGGUCAAUCAUUAACUUCAUUCUUAAUGUAGAUAUACAGAAAUAAUUUCCAGGAUAUCAAUGACGUAUAUUGACAUAAAGUGAGUAAAAAAAAAAUUUGCACACGCAAUUUUUUUUGUAAUUUUAUGCAAAGAAGAAAAUAUUGCGCUUUAAUGUACUAUAUAUUCAAUAUGUUAGUACAAAUAAAAGCAAUGUAUUUCGAUAGAAAGAUUUACAACAAUAUCUUUCUGCUUUGUAUAAAAUUAUUCCAAAAAGAUACAGAACAAAAUAUUUUUCUUACUCGCUAUACAUUUGAAAUUUACUGCUUAAAAUUAUCGUAUGGUUAUUAAAUAAAACUGUUUCGUAAUUGCAGUACACAAGAUUAUCAAAAAACCUACAUAUUGUGAUUAAUAUUUUUCUUAAUAUUAUGGGAAAUAUUUACUGAUACAUAAAAUAAUGUUUUCUACAAAAGAAUGAUCAUUCACAAUUUAGAUUCAUCUUAAUAUUCCAGAAGUUCAUUAUAUAUAGGCGAAGUUACACUUAAAAUCUCCAUUAGUGUGUCGUAAAAUGAAUGGAUAUCGUUUUAUGAUUAAAACAAGUUUAUAUUAAUAACAUCUGAAAGGAUAAAUAGUAAUUAGUAGUAAUAGGAUUUGAAAAGAAAUAUAGUAAUAGUUUUAUCUUUUAUUAAUCACGGUGGAACAGCUAAUAAGUAAAAUUUGUAUUUUUACCAAACAAUUUAUGCUCUGUUAUAUCGAAAUAUACUAAUAUGCUAAGUUUUUAUGGUUUGCCCAAUACUAGCAAAAUAUAUGACUGCAAGUUUCAAAGUUAUCUAAUAAAUAUAUGACUACAAGUUUUAAAGUUAUCUGAUAAAAACUCUUGGAGACAAAAACUUUUACAAAAUUUCAAACUACUAUUUGAUAAUGUUUUUUAGUUUUUAUAAAAAAAAAGUUUUGUUUGCGAAUAAAAAUGAUUAUUUACUCGAUGUCAUGGAAAUAUAUCUUAUACGUUUUUCAUUCUCAACUUAUAUAUAGCUUGUAAAAUAAGUGUAGAACGUGUGAAAAGUGUGCGAAGAUGGUCUUGAAUUUGAAGACUUGAUAAGACGAUGUAUUUAUUUUAGUUCAUUGGAAGUCAAAUAGCGGCGAACCUACAUGUAUUAAACUAUAGAUAUAAGAAAUAAAAGAUUGUUUCAUUGUUUGUGUAUGAAUAUCAUAUGAAUAAAUGUUAGAACAAUGCUUUUUUUA
Messenger RNA from Linepithema humile (Argentine ant), 2822 nucleotides. RefSeq names its product Nuclear autoantigenic sperm protein (gene Nasp). The record is from RefSeq and is a predicted model, not a curated record. NCBI's taxonomy places the organism in Eukaryota, Metazoa, Arthropoda, Insecta, Hymenoptera, Formicidae. Gene Ontology annotation, biological process: CENP-A containing chromatin assembly; DNA replication-dependent chromatin assembly. Gene Ontology annotation, cellular component: nucleoplasm. Gene Ontology annotation, molecular function: histone binding.